CUCACAAGUCACAAUUACAAAAAAAAGUUUUUAAAAACCAAAUUAAGUUUUGUUUUUCGAAGAUAAGAUCAGAAAAUGUCUAGCAACAGUCAGAGCAUGAGCUUCAACGCUGGCCAAGCUAAAGGCCAAACCCAGGAGAAGGCAAGUAACUUGAUGGACAAGGCCUCCAAUGCUGCCCAAUCUGCUAAGGAAUCUUUGCAAGAGACUGGACAGCAGAUGAAGCAGAAGGCACAAGGUGCGAGUGAGACCAUUAAAGAAAAGACCGGCAUGAACAAAUGAGAAGCACGGUCCUAAUAAUAAUUUAUGUUUUUUUUUUCUUUUUUCUACAUGAAUAAUAAUUAGAUGGAUUUUCUAUCUAAAGCCUAAGACUAUGGAUUUCGAUCGAAGCCAUUUAGGCAGAUUUUUUUUUUUUGCUUAUCUAAGUUUAUUUAAUAUCUAUUCAAGGGUUGUUAACUCUUGUUUCUUGAUUAA
This is a messenger RNA of Eutrema salsugineum, 471 nucleotides long. RefSeq names its product stress-induced protein KIN2. Bases 76 to 279 code for a protein of 67 amino acids. Lineage: Eukaryota; Viridiplantae; Streptophyta; Magnoliopsida; Brassicales; Brassicaceae. The record is from RefSeq and is a predicted model, not a curated record. The transcript has 3 exons.